AUGGAGACAGGCGGCUGGCAGCGGGAGCUGCUCCUUGCCUGGAUACAGGAAGGGAAAGAGGAGGCACUUACCACAGGCUGGAGGCUAGAGUCUGUGGGACUGCGGCUGGCCUCGCUGGCUCGCCUCGCUGCUGUGGGUGGCAGCAGCGGACACUGCAGCCGGCCAGAGCGUAGAAAGGCGAUUGGGUGUGCUAUGCCGGGCUGCGCUGCCCGCAGCAGCGGGGGGCGGGUUGGGGGCACUAUCCUGGGCUGUAUUGCCAGCAGCACCAGCGCACAGUGUUUCCGCAGGAAUCCUGAGAAUGGCAAGGUCCGCAUACCCGCGGUGGUUCCCAGGCCCGCCCCCUCUCGCAGCUGCAGCCCCACCUGCCAGCGCGUGCCGCCUCCGAGCGACUUCCGGGAGCCGGGCGGCCACCGCGGUGCAGGCGCGCGCCCAACGGCUUUGCGAGGCUCACUCGUCACCACCAAGAAGUUGUUCGGCUUCAGAAGCCACAGGGGCCAGACGGUCCUGGGCACCAUAGACCACGUCUACACGGGUUCCGGGUACCGAAUCCGGUACUCGGAACUGCAGAAGAUCCACAAGGCAGCUGUCAAGGGCGACGCCACGGAGGUGGAGCGCUGUCUGGCGCGCAGGAGCGGAGACCUGGACGCCCUGGACAAGCAGCACAGAACUGCUCUACAUUUGGCCUGUGCCAGUGGCCAUGUGAAAGCGGUCACUCUCCUGGUUAGCAGAAAAUGCCAGAUUGAUAUCUGUGACAAAGAAAACAGAACGCCUUUGAUACAGGCUGUCCAUUGCCAGGAGGAGUCUUGUGACAUUAUUCUGCUGGAACGUGGCACCAAUCCAAACCUUAAGGAUAUCUACGGCAACACUGCUCUCCAUUAUGCUGUGUAUAGUGAGAGCACCUCACUGGCAGAAAAACUGCUUUUCCAUGGUGCAAAUAUUGAAGCACUGGACAAGGUGCCACUGCACUCCAGCCUGGGCGACAGAGCGAGACUCCGUCUCAAAAAAAAAAAAAAGAUGUUGGAAGAAGAAAUAUUAAAUCUUAAGACACAUAUGGAAAACAAUAUGGUAGAACUUAGUAAACUACAAGAAUAUAAACCGGAGCUAGAUGAAAGGGCAAUGCAGGCAGUAGAAAAAUUAGAAGAAAUCCAUUUACAGAAACAAGCACAAUAUGAAAAACAAUUAGAGCAGUUAAACAAGGGUAAUACGGCUUCACUAAAUAAGAAGGAUCUCACACUUAAAGAUGUGGAAUGUAAAUUCUCCAAAAUGAAAACUACUUAUGAAGAGGUUACAACCAAAUUAGAAGAAUACAAGGAAGGCUUUGCAGCAGCAUUGAAAGCUAACAAUUCCAUGUCAAAAAAAUUAACGAAAUCUAAUAAGAAAAUAGCAAUGAUCAGCACCAAGCUCCUUAUGGAGAAAGAGCGGGUGAAAUAUUUUCUCAGCACUCUUCCUACAAGGCGAGGCCCAGAGUCACCUUGUGUUGAAAAUCUUACUAGUAUAGGACUCAACUGAAAAUAUAUUCCCCAAAUGCCCGUAAGAAUUCCUACUUCAAACCCUCAGACCUCAAAUAACUGCCAGAACUACUUGACUGAGAUGGAGCUGGACUGUGUGGAACAAAUAAUUAGAGAAACAAAGAGAACUGUUGCUGUGUUGGACACUUGCUCCCAUCAAUUUUCUUCUCUAGAAUCCACUGCGCUGGAAUGAAUAAUUUUUUUUGGAAGCAGAGGUGGAGCCACUGAGGAAGCACAGGCAAGCCCUCCCCAGCGUGUACUCACUGGUCCCCAACAGAAGAACAGCUGCCGCAUCCACUGAG
Pan troglodytes (chimpanzee) is the source of this 1810-nucleotide messenger RNA. RefSeq names its product inversin-A. The transcript is spliced from 12 exons. The record is from RefSeq and is a predicted model, not a curated record. Lineage: Eukaryota; Metazoa; Chordata; Mammalia; Primates; Hominidae. Gene Ontology annotation, molecular function: protein binding.